GGACGUUACACAUGAUGAAGACUUGUACCUACAUACUUCGAACAAUAUAAUUGGUUGAGUUUCAGUUUGUAAGUGUAACCAAAAGAAUCAGAUUCAGAGCCUUUCACUGUUGUAUUCGAAUUAGCAGCACCAUCUCAAAAAUGGGCGGCUUUAAGCGCAAAGUGCACCCGCAGGUGAAGAAGUUCGCGGAACGAUCUGCGAACUCGAGCACCACCGCGGCGGCCGGCAAAAAUCCCUUCGACACGCUGCAGAACAAAUCCCGCAACCGGCAGGUGCUUGGCGAGAAGCGACGGGGGGAGUUGCGCGACGCGCAGAAGGUGAACCAAGUGCGGAAUCAGGAGCGUGCUUCGAAGCUGCUCGAUGAGUACCGACGGAAGAACAAGAAGAGCGUGAUCGACGAUAAACGGAUCGACCGGGAACACGACGACGAGUACGACGACAAAAGGCUGGUGAAGCUGUUAAAUGCGAAGGCGAAAAAGAGCAAAUUCCAGCUCGGCGAGGAGCAGGCGCUGACCCACGGCGGCCGGAGUCUCUCCGGCAUCGCCGAUGACGAGCUGGAGCGGGACCUGCCAGUCGGCCGCACCGAGAUCGAACGCAUGACCCGCGAGGAGGAAAUCGCGAUGGCAGAAGCCAAUUUCGGUGGUGGCGCUACCGGCGCGAACGCAAUCAAGAUUCCGGGGCAGGACCGACAAGAAGGAAGAAGCACUAGCGAAGGUGUUGACGAAAGAGCAAGAAACGCGACAAGUUCAUCAUCUCCCGAUCAGCCGAAGACCCGCGCGGAAAUAUUCGCGGAGAUUGUGGAGAAGAGCAAGAUCGCGAAGGCGCAAGAGAUGAAGGAGCAGCGGGAGCAGGAAAUGAAGCUCUCGGAAUUCGACGCGGCGUUUGGGGAUUUGUUGCCGAUGCUGCAGAUGUAUCAAAUGCAAAAAUGUCUGGGUCUGGAAAGUUGUGAUGCAGGUCACUGAAUAAUAAGGACGCUGUAAUGCGCCGCCAAGCAUGACAAGUUUUUUCAUGCUUCUGUGUUGCGUAUUCCGCAUGAGAAACUGCGUGUUUGCAUGACAGGCUAGAGGAGCCCUUGGUUGCCACGCAAUACAGAUCCCAGAGUCAUGCCAGACUAGCAUGAGAAAUCUCGCAAUCUCCCAGACCCAGACAUUUUUACAAUCCAUAAGAUGCGAGGGCCGGCGGAUAAGUACCUGAACCACACGCGCCCCGACGACUACGACCGGCAGAUGAAGCAGCUUUCGCAUGAGAAGGUGGCCAGAGCGCAGGAGCGACUGAAGACGGAGGAGGAGAUGAAGGUGGACCGGGCGAAGAAGCUACAGGAACUGGAACAGCAGCGGUUGCAGCGAGCUGUCGAGGAUAAAAGUCUGGUCGCGAAAAAGAAAAAAUCGAGGGGAAGUGGUGACAACGGGGACAAGGAAAAUCAAAAUAACGGCUCCGGAUUACAGUCGGGCGAAGAUGAUUCCGAAAAUGAUGAAGGCGAUGAUGACUCGUCUGACGAGGAAGGUCUGAUCCCGUUGGACGCGCAAACCGACAGCGAAAACGAGGACGACGCCGCUGCUGUCGAAGAUGGAGAUAGAACUACAAGGAAAACCACCUCAAACGCAAAUGAGGACGAUGACGAAGAACUUGUUGAAAACGAGAAUGAAGACGCGUCCGGCUCAGACGAGGAUUCUACCGACGAAAACUUCGACUUUCUUACUGAGCAGUUCAAGCAAGAGACUACUGGUGCGGAAGGUGAGUCCGAGUGGAUUACCGAGGGCGGAAAUAUUAACGCAAGCGAAGAAGACGAAGAACAUCUUCUGGCGAGUGACUUGGAGGAGCUUGAUGGUGCAGAACAGGAUUUUUCCAACACCGAUGCUGAAGAAGAGGACCGCCAGGCAUCAAAUGGCAACAAGAAGAACAAAAUCAGCAGCCUGUUCUACCCGCGCGCCCCCUCAAGCGUCGACCCGAUGGUAAACAACAACACGACGGAGAAAAACCUGCCGUUUCAGGUCUUGCAGGACCAAAUCAUUCCAUUGCUUCAGAAGUACAAGUCACAGCCGACAAUUGUCGUGAAGCUCGCCAAACGAGCUGUUUUGUCGUCCACCAAACAGCCGGACGAGGACUGGGCGGCGAGCGAGGUGAUUUUGUUUCUGCUGGACGCCAUCUGGCUCGACCUGACGGAGGCCGGGUCCUUUGCCCUGCUGUAUGCCCUGGAACCCUUUCUGAUCGAGCUGAUUUCCGGAUUAACAGCGACAAACAGUGUCUCGAACAUCCGUACGCAAAAGGUGGUGUACGGGUAUUUCUCCGAGAAAAUGGAAGAACUGGUCGGAAAAUUUGAGUUCCACGGGAAGACGGAACUCCGGGAUGCCUACAAGCAGGAUAAACGCCAGUUUUUCCAAUCUUUACAUUUUGCGAAAAUGCUCCUGCACUUUUUCCCCACGACCGACGUGCGCCACCCGCUUGUCUCCCCGAUGUUGCUGCACUUGGACCGCCUGGUAGCGGUGGUGAGAAAGUUGUUUGCAGGCGACCAAGAGACACUGCGAACAGCGUUGCUGUACUUGAGAAACGUUCUGUUUGAGUACUCAAACUUGGCGAACACGUCGGACGUGAGCCUGCAAGCGAGUGGCCUUCUGCCCUCAAAAUACAACUCCGAGGCACUGGGCAACACGUUUGGGGGAGCGAGCAAAAACGACAACGGAAGUUGUACCACGCCGGACCGAUAUCUGCCGGCCUUUUUCGCGGUGGAGCGGGAGCUGUGCAAACUCAACAAACAGACCGACGCGAACAAAGUCACCUCGCUUCAGGAUCUCGUUUCAACAGGAGAUGAAGAUGUUUAUCUUCAAGAUGGCACAACUACAACUUCUUCGAGAAAAAGCACCAAAACAGCUGUUCAUCUUCCAGACUGGGUGCGGCACGUCGGGGGGUACGAAGAAACCGCGGCCCACCGCCUCUUUCCGCUCCAGUACUUGAAACGCCCCGUGGUGCAGAUCCCGAUGCUCGAUCCGGUCUUCCACGACCCGCGGGACGGUGCGCUGCCGAAGGGGGACCCGAAUAGGACUCUGAACCGUAAGUUGAUAUGAAAUGCAAAAAUGUCUGGGACUGGAAACUUGUGAUGCGAAGUGGCGAUGAUUGAGUGUACUCCUGAGAGCAGCCAAGCAUGACAAAUUUUCAGGACGCUUCCUCAUGUGUAAUGCGCAUGAGAAGCAGCGUUUUUGCAUGACAAAGAGUUCGCGCUUUUGUCGGUCACGCAAUACAGGUUCUACAGGAGUGCAAGACAAGCAAUACAGAUUUCAAUUUUUCCAGACCCAGACAUAUUUGCAAUGCAUAGUUGAAGCAGGAGUACAACAAGGAGCGACGGAACGCGGCCAAGGAGCUGCGCAAGGACGCGGAAUUCCUGCGGCACGUGAAGGCCAAGGAGGACGAGCGGUUCGUGAAGAAGCAGGAGGUGCAGAAGAAGCGCGUCCGGGCCAUGAUGGGCGUCGAGGCGCAGGACAUUGCGCAGAUGCGAACCUCGCACGCCACCAGCAUGGACACCUCCUUGGGGUCCUACAAAAGAAGGAAAAAAGAGAAGAAGCAAAACGCGCGGCUGGCCGGAAACAAGACGAACAAGGAUGUGGGACGAGAUUAGUGGGGAAAAUAGGUGGUCGUCCCGGUUUGUCGACGUGUAGUUUUCUCAAUUGAACAUUGCAUUCGCACAAUUUUUCGAAACCGCAAGAAGAUCACUCAGAGAAUGUAU
This is a messenger RNA of Amoebophrya sp. A120, 3718 nucleotides long. The record is from the annotation of a GenBank genome assembly. Lineage: Eukaryota; Dinophyceae; Syndiniales; Amoebophryaceae.